Acyrthosiphon pisum (pea aphid) is the source of this 4485-nucleotide messenger RNA. It is a transcript of the gene Scgdelta, whose product is annotated as sarcoglycan delta. The transcript is spliced from 9 exons. The record is from RefSeq and is a predicted model, not a curated record. Gene Ontology annotation, biological process: heart contraction. Gene Ontology annotation, cellular component: membrane; sarcoglycan complex. NCBI's taxonomy places the organism in Eukaryota, Metazoa, Arthropoda, Insecta, Hemiptera, Aphididae. Bases 584 to 2185 code for a protein of 533 amino acids.
ACCGUCUCGGCGCGGCGACAGUCGGCGGCGGAAACGGCAUCCGGCAACACCUGCAUCAUCACUCUCCGGGCCAGAAGCAGUCGUCUCGCCGCAGUGAUCCGCCGCACCCGAGACACGAACGUAUAAUAAUUAUAAAAUUGCCUGUGCAGGUAGAGUAAUAUUUUCUACUCGUCUAUAUCGUAUGCCGUACUAUUAUAGUAAACUCCACUGAAAAUCGUGUGCUACGUCGCCGCAUAGUAAUAAUAUAUCGGCCAUAUCGUAUAUUAUUGUUAUCCUUAAACGCGCUGCUCGGGUGAUACGUCAAGACAGAGUUGACCUGACCAGCAUUGGCCACCACGAGUAUUAUUACUAUUAUUGUAGUAUUUCGCACACCGCGACGUCCUCGGCCUGCAGGAUUAUAGCGGAAGCGGUGGACGUCCUAGUCUCGGCACACACAGUCGGUGGGCUGCAUACCUAUACCGAAAAACGCUUGUCGAUUAUCGAGAUUGUCGCGAGCACAACAGCAAUAAUAUAAAAAUUCAAAAAUAAUAUAUAUUAUCCUAUAAUAUUCGACCGUUCGUCGCAUACGCAUCGUAGCCGGAAGAUGAUGCACGCCAAUCGGCAGUGGCCCUUCCAGCGAUCCGGCAGCAACGGAAACGGCAUCGUGUACGGUGUCGACUACAACCAUGACGACGGAGGAGGCGCAGAUGAUGACGACGACGCCGCCGCCGAGGAGUUUGGAGACUUCGGUGGCGAUCCGACUGCAUCCAGCAGACGGUACUUGACUGUACAGCCAAAACAGUGGUGCACGUCGUACGUGGCCGCCAACCGACAACACUACAUACAUUCUACUGCAGAUUCAGCGGUAAACCACAACGGUGGAAUUGGAUUAGAGAACGAUGUCUACGGUGGCAGAUCAACAACUGAUUACUUCCGUUCGAAAACAAUGCCCAGGAGGACCGGAACGGCAACCGUGAUGGACGACUACGAUUACGGUAACGGUAACGACGGCGAAGGGAACGCCACGGCAGUCGGCGGAGGUGGCCACCGGCAGUGGCCCGCGUCGUCGGCGGACAUCAUCGAGUACGAUUCGUCCGCGGUCGCCGACACGCCGACGCCGCAGCAACAGCAACAGUUUCUACUACCUCAGCCACAGCAACACCACCACCAUCUGCAGCAGCAACAGACCAACGCGUUCCCGCAAAAACCCGGCGCCGCGGUGUCUGCGUACGACCAAAACUCGGCCGCCGCCCGCCGUGUCGCCCAAGCCGACCACAACUUAUCGGCCGGCGGUGGACACAAGUCCAUGGCCAAGUGGAAGACUCGUGCCCUGUACGUGUUUCUCGCUUGCCUGCUGGCAGUCGUCGUCGUCAACCUUACGCUCACGCUCUGGUUCAUCCGGGUCACGCAGUUCACGUCGGAGGGCAUGGGAUCUAUGAAGAUCACACAUGGCGGUCUCCGGUUGUCUGGCCGGACAUUGGUCACCAACCGGCUGGUGGCGUCGGCGAUACGCUCUCGGCCCGGACGUCCGCUUCUCAUCGAGUCCACUGCUAACGUCACACUGACUGCUCGCAAUUCACAGGGACGCCUGGUGAACAGUCUCAAAUUGACUAAAGAUGGUUUGGAGUGCGCACAAGCGAGCGUGUUCAAAGUGACCGAUACACGUGGCGAGACGCUGUUCUCGGCAGACCGGAGUAAAGUGAUAGUCGGUGCCCAAGAACUUCGAGUCACGGGUUCCGGUGGUGCCGUUUUUCAAGGCAGUGUCCAAACGCCAAUGGUUCGAGCCGAUUCUCGACACGACUUGAGGCUGGAGUCAGCGUCCAGAAGACUAGAGCUGAGUGGUCCCCAAGGAGUGACUAUCGAGUCCAGGGCCGGUGACAUAACCGUAUCGUGUCUGAUGGACGUCAAGUUGCAGUCGAUAGCAGGAGCGAUACAAAUCGACGCAGCCAAGGUGUUCCUCAAGGGCCUGAAGACGGUCAAGACUACGUCUUCGGCCAACACGGCAGCCGCAUCUGCGGGCGGGGACGAUGGCGGCGGCGGCAAGUCGACCGGCCAGCAGAAUUCCAUCGUCGGCGCAAAAAAGAGGGGCGCCGAAGACAAGUUGCCCAGCGUGUACCAGCUGUGCGUGUGCGGUAACGGCAAGGUGUUCAUGUCGCCGCCGGACGGUCAGUGCGCCGCCGACAACGAGAGCUUGGUGUGCCGGUGAACGGCCGGUGAACGGCCGGUACGUACCGCGGAUACCAAUACCGCGGUCGCGGUUUCGAUCCGAGUCAAGCGCGACAGGCAAGUCGUCAACCGCACUCAUUACAAUAUUAUUAUCAUACGCGUAAUCUUAUUAUUAUUAUUAUUAUUAUUAUUAUUAUUAUUAUUAUUAUUAUUAUUAUAUUAUAAAUAGUAGGUAUUAUUAUACGUCAUUAUUAAGUUUUUAUUCCAAUAUAUUCUAUUGAUGCGAUUCCCGCGUCCGUUCGUAUAUAUAAAAUAUAAUAAUUACGUCGUUAUUAAGUGUAGAACAAUAUUGUUAUAGUUUCCAUCUGUUUCAUAUUUUUUAACCAUUAAUGAUGAUAUUUUGUUUGUGUUUAUUUUCCACUCGAAUGUACCUCUUAAAAUAAUAUUAUCGUAUUAUAAUACAAACGAUCUAUCUGUGUCCGCUUCGUAUAAUAUAUAUACAUCCAAAUGUUACGCGCGUAGGAUAAUAAAAUUACAAAAAUAUAUAUUAUUCAAUCGAAUUCGAUAUAUUAUAUUAUAAUCUUAUAGAAACGUUAUAGUGAAACGAAGUUCGUCUGGAAUCCAGUCAAGACCUAUAAGUCUUCGUCGUCGAUUGAUUAUACAUGUCACGUUAUAGAAUAAUUGUCUACUACGCAACUUUUGCAAAUAAUAUAACUAUAUUAUAUACGCUUUUAUGUAUUAUAUAGAUCUGAUAAUUAUAUAUUUUCUUUUGAUUUUUUCAUGACGACAGAAGACAUAUUAUUUAUAUAACACUAAAUAGUUCGUAAAAAAACAAAGCGUAAAAAAUCUUAAGAAGCUUAGUAUAUAUUUCUAUUGUUAUCAUAUUAUUAUUACAACUGGCAAUUAGACACCUACACGAGUAUUGUUAUAGCGCUAUUAUCUUCAUCGACCAAAUAAUAAUGAUCUAGCUUCUACACCGAUUUACUACGCGUUUAAAUAUUAUUAUUAUUAUUAUCGUUAUACCUAAUAUCAUUAUAAUUUAUUAUUACGUAAUACUAUUGAUUAUAAAUCAAUGGUAAUACCUUGUGUGUUGUUAUAUAUUAUAUUAUAUUUUGUUAUCAUCGUCAAACUCGCUAUAUUAUACCUACGUCGUAUGUUUCUCAUGCGUUUCUUGUUUUUUUCCGGACGACUGAUAAUUAUUUAUUUAUAUCGUAACUAUAAAAUAUAGAAACAUAAUACAGUAGUUGCCAGUAUCCACUUAUUGGAUUCAUGGUUAAUUGACUCAUUUGCUUAUUGGAAACAGGCUGGUCCCAAUUUUAUUUAUACCAACCCAUAUAAAUGCGUAACAUAAAAACACAUAGUACACUGGUUAAUGGUGUCAUAGUGUAUUUUUAAGGGCAUAAUCCCUCAUUUGUUAGUACAUUUUCUCAAUUUUCUCUUAUAUAUUUUUAUGAUUAAUAUUAUUUCCUCGAAUCGUCACACUACAAACGUACUAAUAUGGGUUUGAAAAUAUUUUUUUUUUUUUACAUAAUUUGAAGCCAGUGAAAAACAAAAUUUUUGUAAAAAUAAAACUUUUCCUUUAUUAAUGACAACAUGUCAACAAACAUACCUACCUACCUACCUGCUAUGAAAUACCUAAUAUAAUAAUAAAUAUUUACAAGUACACAAUAUAGCCAAAUUUAAUACAACUUAUAAUGCAUAUUACAGAAAUAUUUUUAUUGUUGGACCUUUCACGUUAUUGACUCGUUCGGUUAAUAGAAUCACAUCACAUGCUCUGGUCCCAAAGUGAGUACAAUAAGUGGUGACUACUGUUUUGUAUAUUAUGUGACAUAAUAUUAUUGAUGUUUUGCCUUAAAUGUCAUGUUUUUUUCCUAUCUCGGCCGUCGCUGUCAUAAGAUAAUUGUACUUUAGGGCUUUUAUUUGAAUAAUUAUUAUAAGUGUACGGUUAUAGAUUUAUUGACAUUAGACACUUGAAGUUUUAUGCCAUCCAUCUAUAUAUUAUAAAUUUCAUCAUGUACUUGGGCAGUUUGCAAAUAUUAUUAUUAUUAUUAUUAUCAUAAUAUUGUUAAUACUUAAGACAACGUCAUUUGUAUAUAAUAAUAACAUUAUAUAAUUAUUAACCGAUUUGUGACAAUAUGUUCCCAAAAUGUUAUACCUAUAAAAAAUAUUAUUGUUCACGUGAAUAUUGUUGACGCUCGUGCGUAUUGUUUUGUGUUGUGUAGAAAACUGAAAAGGUAUAAAAUAUUAUAUAGGUAAUAUACGUAUAUGUAUUAUACUCGUUUUGUGUUUUACGUGUUUAUAAGACAAGAGAAUAAAUUGAUUGAGAAUUGAGAUUAUAAA